Molecule: messenger RNA, 3016 nt
Organism: Siniperca chuatsi (mandarin fish)
Lineage: Eukaryota; Metazoa; Chordata; Actinopteri; Centrarchiformes; Sinipercidae
Gene: tnfaip1
Product: tumor necrosis factor, alpha-induced protein 1 (endothelial)
Exons: 7
Coding region: 1487-2479 (330 amino acids)
Biological process (GO): proteasome-mediated ubiquitin-dependent protein catabolic process; protein homooligomerization; protein ubiquitination
Cellular component (GO): Cul3-RING ubiquitin ligase complex
Molecular function (GO): protein binding; ubiquitin-protein transferase activity
Source: RefSeq, a predicted model, not a curated record
AGAAGAAGAAGAAGAAGAAGAAGAAGAAGAAGAAGAAGAAGAAGGCGAGAGUUUAACUUUACACACUUUUUUUUUUUUUUUUUUUUUACAACUCAAAUCUUGGUGUUGUGGAUUUCUGUCUCACGGCGAUUAAGGUAAAUUGAAUUAGCCAUACGGUGUGCGGUUAUUUGACAGCCCGUAGAGGCAGCACGGAGAGGUCGGUAAGUAAACGUCAAAGUUCGUAAACAGAUGCCCCGUUACGUGUUCACUGUUGGAUGUAGCUAGGGACGAUAACGUCACGCACUCCAUAGAAAAAUAUGGCAAUUUAAUGUGACUUUUGUUUAGUAGAACAUAAGUCUGUAGACUUUUGUUUAGUAGAACAUACACAUCUGGAGAACUUAGAACCUUUUCCGAAUGUAACAUUCGAAUGUUAUUCCGAAUGUUAUUUUACGUUCUAACGAAUGUUCAAUUUAAAAAAAGAACCCCGAUUUCUAAAUAUUUUCAAAUUUUAGGAUAGGCUAGUUUGUCUGGCUACCCCGCAUUGAUAUUGAAAAUUUGGCCACCCUGUUCAACAUUAGCUAACAUUAGCAAAACACACCCACGCAGGAAGUAACGUUAGCGCUAACCGAGAUUGACGCAGAGCUAAUAUAGCAUUACAGUAUAUUUUGUUUCAAUAAAGCAUUCAAUGGUGGAGUAUUGACCAUAAGACCACAACUAUUUUUCAGCGUUAUACAAUGUCAGGGCCUCUGCCGACAAAAAAGAAAAUAUUGAAACGGACAAAUCUUUAAAGGGAGUCAAGUCUACAACAUUUGAAUAGGACGCCCGAGCUAAGCCUCAGCUUGCUGUUGACUCAGUAAUAGCUAGACCAAGUUAGCUAACAUUAGCUGUUAAUAUGCCAUAUAACGGCAGGUUGACUUGCAAACUUGCUAAGUUAGGUUAGCUAUUGUUCCCCUAGCCAUGACUGGUCGCUAUUUGUGGAUACUUUGUCGAGAUUCGACGUGUAAGUUAGUUUAGAGUGUAACACAAGCUAGCCAAAUAACUUUAACCAGCUAACAGGCAGCUUGUUGAAGUUAAAACCCUAAUGUUUAUUUGCUAGCACCGCUAUACCUCAGAUAAUAAAACAAAUAAUGCCUUUAAUGUGGUACAUAACGCUGUCACACUCAACGAUAUUCCGUUAAACUGAGCUAGUUCCACUUUAAGUGGGACCACUACCAAAAUCUGGUAGAUCAGCUGUUAAUUUUAGUUAAUUUCAAGAUAAGUGAACUGCCUGCCAUUGUAGAUUUUGUCAUAAUUUGUCUUUUAACUCAUUGAUAUGUACCCCCUCCCUACCCCUCAAGUUUCCUGCCCAGCCACAUUCCAUUUAAUGGGAAGGGGAACUGAGGAAAAGAUAACAGUGGGGAAUGAUCUGGAGCAGUGAGAGGUUGUGGCGGCCUCAUCAGUAGCUGUCACCACGGCGGGGGACCUUCGGACCUCGGUCUGCAGGGUGGUUAUUUACCUCCAAAGGGACAUGUCCGGGGACAGCUGCCUGUCCCAGCAUCACACCCAGUCCGACUCCACCUCCCUAGCCCCUCCUCUGGCCUGUCCCAAGACCAAGACCAAGACCAAGACCUGCAGUUAUCGAGGAGCGGUAGGCCUGGGCAACAAGUAUGUCCGGCUCAACGUCGGCGGGACCCUGUUUUACACCACACUGCAAGUGCUGACCAGGCAGAACUCCAUGCUGAAAGCCAUGUUCAGCGGAAAGAAGGAAGUGUUCACUGAUAAAGAAGGUUGGAUCCUGAUCGACCGUUGUGGGAAACACUUUGGCAGCGUCCUGUGCUACCUGCGUGAAGGCAAAGUCACCUUACCCAAAGGUCGUCAGGCUAUCCAGGAGCUGCUGGCUGAGGCAAAGUAUUACCUCGUCCAGGGCCUAGUGGAGCUUUGUCAAAACACCCUGCAGGGAAAUAAAGAGCAACCCCUGUGUGUUAUACCUGUGGUCACCUCCAGUAAGGAAGAGGAGAGGCUCAUCCAGUCUUCCACCAAGCCUGUGGUAAAGCUGGUGUACAACAGAAGCAAUAACAAGUACUCCUACACCAGUAACUCAGAUGACAACCUGUUGAAGAACAUCGAGCUGUUCGACAGGCUGUCUCUUAGCUUCAACGGUCGCGUCCUCUUCAUCAGAGAUGUGAUUGGAGACGAAAUCUGCUGCUGGUCCUUUUACGGUCAGGGUCGCAAGCUGGCUGAGGUCUGCUGCACCUCCAUCGUCUAUGCCACAGAGAAGAAGCAGACCAAGGUGGAGUUUCCCGAAGCCCGCAUCUAUGAGGAGACUCUGAACACCUUGCUUUACGAGACGAUGCCGCUGCCCGACAACUACCUGCUGGAGGCCACGCGUCGGAGCUACACUAACUGCGGCUCUCACAGCGAGGAGGAGGAGGGGCCCGGAGGAGCGGAGCUUCGCGAGCGUGUCCGGCGAAUCCACGUCAAGAGGUACAGCACGUACGACGACCGGCCACUGGGACACUGAGACUGAAACCACAAACCGCUGGACAGAUUUCAGCUUUUCACAUUAAUGAUGAACAUUCAAACGUGAAAUCUGUUGAUGCUCAUAUGUUUCUCUUUUGAAUUGUUUUAUUAUCUUACUUUCUUUACCACUUUCUAAGAAGUCCAUAUUGUGGCCUUGAUGUAAUUGCAUCUGACUUUUUACUCUAGAUAGUUGUGGUGUUGUCUACUCUGUCCUUCAUAAUUUAUGAAUUAUUAUCAGGAGUCUGAGUAACUACUUCAAAUAUCAAGAGAACUGUAGGGUUUUUUUAUUAAAUGUAGAUUAGUAGUGGAGGAAAAAUCACUAAUAUGCACUACAAUCAUAGCACUUACACUCUGAAUCAGCAGGAGAGCAUGUCUUAUAUUUAUAAAUUGUAUUUUUCACAUACACAUUUACAGCAGCCUGUUUGCCAAAGAUGAACCUGUUUUAGUUUUUCCAAUUAGUAUGCCUCUAAGGUGUUUUAAUGCAGUUUACCAUAAUGCCUUUUUUCCAGUUGUGAAGAUAAAAGUUGUUAUUCAGCCA